Messenger RNA from Aspergillus bombycis, 1005 nucleotides. RefSeq names its product metallophosphoesterase family protein. Bases 1 to 1005 code for a protein of 334 amino acids. Gene Ontology annotation, molecular function: phosphatase activity; endopolyphosphatase activity. The transcript has a single exon. NCBI's taxonomy places the organism in Eukaryota, Fungi, Ascomycota, Eurotiomycetes, Eurotiales, Aspergillaceae. Gene Ontology annotation, cellular component: cytoplasm. The record is from RefSeq and is a predicted model, not a curated record. Gene Ontology annotation, biological process: polyphosphate catabolic process.
AUGACGGCUGCACCAGAUGCCGAUAAGAUUUUCCCCAUCACCACGUUCAUAUCUGACCUGCCCGAGAGUCUCACUCCGCAACUCGUUUCGCCCGCACAAAAUGAACCGGGAUCGGGUGCGCGACGAUUAGUCAUCGUCGGGGAUGUACACGGCAUGAGACGGUCUCUGGAGGCACUCCUGGAAGAGGUCCGCUUCGAUCAGGGCAAAGGGGAUCAUCUGAUCCUAGUGGGUGAUCUGACCAACAAAGGGCCGGACAGCCCUGGUGUCAUCGACCUAGCCGUGAAGCUAGGCGCCAGCGCAGUGCGAGGCAACCACGACAAUGCAGUUCUCGAUGCUGCCGUGGAAAUCAACACAAAAGGAGACAACGCAAUACAUGCUGGAGGCGUAUCCACCGGUGCCGCACAGCUACCGGGGAACUUGGGGGUUGAUUCACCUAACGAGACUGUCGCUUCCGACGGCCCUGAAACAAGCGCAUCUCCCAUAGGUAGUCCUCACACAAGACACAGCGCAACAACGUACCGCACAGCCCGCUCACUGUCGGCACGCCAGCUCGACUGGCUCGCCGCUCUUCCAUUAAUCUUGCGCAUCAAGCUGCCGUAUCAUCCAACGUCAUCCUUAAAUGACAGUCUAGUUGUCGUACAUGCUGGUCUCACCCCCGGCGUCCCGCUUGAGAAGCAAGAUUCCCACGCUGUAAUGCACAUGCGCAGCCUCUCUCACCUGCCGGGCGAUGAAGAGACCUUCGUACCAGCUGAAGCAUCCGGAGAAGAAGGUUGGGCUACCCACUGGGAUCGCUGGCAGGACCAGCUGACAACCCGAACGACGGUGAUAUUCGGGCACGAUGCAAAACGCCGUCUGCAGCUGGGCAGGCAUGCAAUCGGACUGGAUUCCGCAUGUCUAUAUGGCUACCAUCUAAGUGCACUGGUCAUUGAGUCGACCGAUAGGGGAUUUCAACAUCAGGUAGUGCAGGUCAAAUGUGCUGACACGCCUGUUACCCCAACAGCAUAA